Messenger RNA from Phytophthora sojae, 1086 nucleotides. RefSeq lists its product as hypothetical. Gene Ontology annotation, molecular function: oxidoreductase activity. Lineage: Eukaryota; Oomycota; Peronosporomycetes; Peronosporales; Peronosporaceae. The coding region runs from base 1 to 1086 and encodes 361 amino acids. The transcript has 3 exons. The record is from RefSeq and is a predicted model, not a curated record.
AUGCUGCGCGUUGUCUCCCGCAUCGCGAAACCAUCCAAGCGAGCUGCCCAACUCGCACGCAAAUCGUUCGUCGGCCUAUCCUACGACAUCCCCAAGACGCAGACGGCCGUCAUGUACGAGGCCGACAACGCCCCACUUCAAGUCCGUCACGACUGGCCGGUGGUGCAGCCCGAAGAGCUCAAACCCGGCGAGGUGCUGGUCCGCAUGGCCUACACGGGCGUCUGUCAUUCGGACCUGUCAGUCUGGGAAGGCCUUGGUCCUCCGCUCCCCAAGCAGUUCCCCAUGGUCGGCGGGCACGAAGGCGCCGGAUACGUAGCGGCGAUCGGCGCCAAUACCAAGACCAAGCUCAAGAUCGGCGACGCAGUGGGCGUCAAGUGGCUCGCGCACACGUGUCUGGGCUGUGAAGACUGCCGCAAAGGAUACGAGACCACCUGCGGAGAAGCGGGCGUCCACGGUUUGACCUGCCACGGCUCGUUCCAGCAGUGGUGCGUGUCGUUCGCCGACCACGUGACGCCGAUCCCCACAAGUCUCGACUUGGCGUCGGCAGCUCCUAUUCUGUGUGCCGGCAUGACGGUGUACAAGGCGCUCAAGCAGAUCGGCGGAUCCCCUGGUGAGUACGUGGUGAUCCCCGGUGCUGGUGGCGGUCUGGGCCACUUGGCUUGUCAGUACGCGCGGGCCAUGGGCUACAAGGUGGACUUCAUCGACUUCAAGGACGGCAACGUAGUGGACCAAGUUCGAGCUGCGACUGGCGGCCGCGGAGCUCACGCCACCAUUGUCGUUGCUGGAACCAAGGAUGCGUACAAGGACCCGUUGAUGUUCCUGCGUCCGCGCGGCACUCUCGUCGCAGUGGGUGUCCCCAAGGACACGGCGGUCGUGGCGCCAGUGGAGCCUCUGAUUCCGUUGGAGUUCCGUAUCGUUGGCUCGUACGUUGGCAGUCGUCAGGACGCCAUCGAGGCCAUCGACAUGGCAGCCGACGGCCAGGUCAAGAGCUCGUACACCGUUGAGCCCCUGACCAAUCUGCCGGAUGUGUUCGACCGCAUGCAUGCUGGUAAGCUGAGCGGACGUGUGGUGCUCGACUGCGAGUAA